Synchiropus splendidus (mandarinfish) is the source of this 658-nucleotide messenger RNA. It is a transcript of the gene chchd1, whose product is annotated as coiled-coil-helix-coiled-coil-helix domain containing 1. NCBI's taxonomy places the organism in Eukaryota, Metazoa, Chordata, Actinopteri, Syngnathiformes, Callionymidae. Gene Ontology annotation, molecular function: RNA binding. Gene Ontology annotation, biological process: mitochondrial translation. The transcript is spliced from 3 exons. The record is from RefSeq and is a predicted model, not a curated record. The coding region runs from base 162 to 530 and encodes 122 amino acids. Gene Ontology annotation, cellular component: mitochondrial ribosome; mitochondrion; nucleoplasm.
CUGUCCUGCCGUACGGUAAAGAUGGCUGCGCUCUCUGCAGCACAGUGAGGUUACGUUGAGAGACGUGAAUACUCAAACGUCUGACGGUUCUGGUCGUGUUGUGUCCCAACGCCGUCAUCAGUGUUCAGGCUGCGGGGUCGGUCGGUCAGUCAGCGGAGAAGAUGGCGGGCCAGGGAGGACUGUUGUUCCAGCAGAAGGUCAGCAGGAUGCUGAGCGGUCAGAACGGAAGAAAGCCGGUCCUGAAACCCAACAGACCGCUGGUUCUGAAAGACUCAGUCGCCAGCCGCAAACCCAAGAAAGGAGAGGCCACGUGUAUCACCGAGAUGUCGGUCAUGAUGGCGUGCUGGAAGCAGAACAACUUUGUGGACUCUCUGUGCUCCCGAGAGAUGAAUGACUUCUACACGUGUGUGAAGGAGGCUCAGGCAGCUCUGAAGACAGCGUCACUGAAAAACACACAGGGCAGCCGACUGUCUCCCCAGCAAGCCAACACUCUGCUGCACAGGUUCCCGAACCAGCGACACGAGAUUUAGUGACUUUUGGACUGAAUUUGAGACAAAAAUCACGAGGUGCAGGCCACUGUCUGGUGGUGGUCUCCUGGUAGCCCAGAGUGGUUCCACUAGUGUUGUCCAAGUUUGUUGUUUUGAUUAAAAUUGUCAUG